Saprolegnia diclina VS20 is the source of this 3528-nucleotide messenger RNA. RefSeq lists its product as hypothetical. Lineage: Eukaryota; Oomycota; Saprolegniomycetes; Saprolegniales; Saprolegniaceae. The coding region runs from base 1 to 3489 and encodes 1162 amino acids. The transcript is spliced from 16 exons. The record is from RefSeq and is a predicted model, not a curated record.
AUGAUCGGCGCCAGGCCACCACCAGCAGCGCGCCGGUCCGUGAAGAAGCGCGAUGGCCGGCGCGCGGACGGCCUUGGUCUCGUGCCGCAGUGGGACGCUUCGGCCCCGACGGUGCUCUUCCCGUCCAUCUCGACGCCACGCAAGGCCGAGUCGCCGCGCUGUACGUCGUCACAGCAGCCGCGCUCGACCGUCACACCACGCGCCGCAGACGCGCGUCAGCCUUAUUCACUAAACACACAGAACCUCAAGCAUCCGCUACCGCAGCGGCCAGCCAGCCAAGGAUCGGCGUCGCCACGGCCGUUGGGCUUGAGCCGCGACGAGACAGCCAAGUACCAGUUUCUGCCACGGAAGCCCACGACGAUAGCGAGCCCGCCAAGCACACCGCGCACGCGAAACCGCCCAACGCCAUGUCAGACGCAAGAGACGUGGGUAUCGUCACUCGUCGUGCCAGUGAAUGCUGCCGUCGAGACCAUCGAAGCGUUCGCAGGACCCAAUAGGACGCUCGGCGAGACGAGCCACGCCGGCGUGUUGCACCUCUUUCUCGAAGACUGGCUCGAGCGCUUCGAGUCGGAGGACAUCAACUACCGCUCCAUCGUCGUGCAUGCCCAAGUCGGUUUUACCGAAAUCCAACGGCUCACAUGCCACAUGAGCCUCCCGAACGACGUCAUGGCCACCUUUUGCUGCAUGCUCCUCGACCGGCUCGCACACUACUUUGGCCCGUACGAAGGCCUCUUGACGCUCUUGAGCAGCGAAGUGCAGCGCACGAUGUACGUGCGUCCGUCGACAGGGCGCAAGCUCUUCCACGAGACAACGUACUUUACAGCCGUCAAGCAAGCGCAGGGCGACGUCAAGAGCCGCAUCGACCGGCGACGGCGCUGCCUGACGCGCAACCUGUUUCUCGAAAAGGAGCUCGUGCACGCGCAGCAGACGCUCGAGUCAGCGCUGCAAGACUGGAGCGACGAGGUCGUCAAGUCGUGCUUGUACGCGUGGUACGAGACGUCCGUCGUGCGCAAGAAGGUCUUGGCCAAGAACCUGCGCUGGUUCUCCAUGUGGUUUUCGGGCUCGCCGCGCACGCUGGUGGCGUCGACGUUUGAAGACUGGCGGCGCUUUGUCCUCGUUAGCACAAGCCUUCGCAUUACGCAAAAGCUCCAGGAAGAUUGCGACAAGGUCGCCAUCGCUCAAAAGAACGUGACCGAGCUCUCCGAGACCAACGUCGCGCUUCAAGACGAGUACGACCGCUUGCGCGAAGAGAACCGGCUGCUUCUCGAGUCGAUUCAAGCAUUCACAACACACAUCGAGCAUGCCAAAGUGUUUCUCAAGACCACGCCGUCGCGCGAAGAAAGCGUGUGCUUUGACGGACAGCUGCGCAUGGAAGUCGUCGCGGAGAUUGCGCACUACGUCUUCGAGUCGCUCUUACGACUGCAGUACAACACGGGCUUCCACCAACCCACCUUGUUUGCGGUGACGCCGGACUCGUACUGUCUCGAGGAGCUUGCGGCCUUUGCGCUUGGCAAGACGCAGCCGAGUGACUUUCCGACGGUCCAGGAUAUGACAGCGGACGACAUGUUCAGUCUCGUCGCUGGCGUCCACCACGCGUGCGUGAACCGCGCCAACUGUCUCGUCUUUUGCUCCAUGCAGCCAAUGACGCCGUCCACGGUCGACACGAUGUAUGCGAUGGUGCGCGAUUGGCAGCGACAGGUUGAGCACUACGCGGCGACGUCGACGCUGUACUACGCGCGGCACUUUGAGGACCACGAGGCAUCCGUGGCCCCGCCGUCGCAAGCGGCGGUCGCCAAAAUGCGUUCGUCGCAGGCCCAGUCGAAACCCGUCUUGGCCGACAUGGCGACGGUGCACGCGCAGUCGCAGCUGACGCUACUUCAGACAAUUGUACCCGACGACGUCAAGGCGGACUUUGGACUGCACUGGCGGUACCUCGUCCUCGGCCGCCUCUUUAUGGAGCUCAGCGCCCUUCUCUUUGACCCGUGCGAGAUGAACCCGUACUUCCGGAACGCUUGCAUCUCGCUUGCGAUACGAGACAUCGAGAUGGCUCGCCUUGCGCAGCUCCAGACAGCGUGCGACGGCGAACUGCCGCCGUUGCAGCGCCGCCUCACUAUAUCCGAAGAGCUGACGCAAGAGCCCAAGCCACUGCCUGCGCUGGCCGCCGACUGCAUCGCCGACAGCUACCGGAUAUGGCACGACGUCUGUGCCGACCUCAUGGCUGGUGGUGUCGUGCAGAGCAGUGCGUCCGAGCUCCACCACGACACGAGCGAGAUGGUGCUGCCGUCGUCCGAGAAGCGCGCCUCCAAGAAGAUGUCGAUCACGUCGCUGAGCCACAUGCCAACGAUGCGCCUACCAAAGCGACUACCACAAGCCGACCACUGCGAACCUCAACCCACGAGCAUUUACAUCACGGGCUCGUCUGCCGCGAGCAAGAAGUUUGGCGACUUUGUCUCGGCCAAGCUCCACGUCGUGCCCAAGGAGCCCGUGCACGACCUCAAUCGCACCGUCCAGACGCUGCAUGCGACGCUUUUGGCGAUCCAGAGCAAGGGCCAAGAGGUCCGCGCCAUGCACGCUGCGGUGCCCCAUGCGCGGGCGUCGAAUUGGGGCCACGCGAGCGCUCUUGUCGCGCAGAAAGAACACGCCAAGCUGGCCUCGCGCCGGGCGACCGUGGCGGUCGUUGUCGACGUCCGCCCGAGCUUGCACACAGCGAUUAGCUGGGAGACGCCAGGGAUAGCGGCGCUGCUCCAAGACGAGACCGAUCCGUCGCCCGAGAUGGUCUCUGUCCGUGCCCUCUUCCAAGAGCACGAGCGCGCAUUCCGCGCCAUGUACACAACCCCCAGCAACGACACUCUCUCCCACGCGCUCUCGCUCGACGAGCUCUGGCGCGUUCUCAAGCGCAUGCGGCUGACGACCAAAGUCGUGCCGGUCCCCAAGGACGACGAGACGCAACACAUCCCGGUCGUCGACUUGGCCGAAAUUGUCCUCCGCAUCUGCAACGAGCAGUUUGGCGAGCUCUACCGGCUCUCGCGGCGCGUCGAGCUGUUCAUUUCGUUGCACUUGUGCCAUGCUGUCGAGGUGCGGUCGCCGCUUCGAGACCUCACGGCGACGCCGCAAGUCCGCUCGACGCUAACGGACCACAAGGAUGUGCUCUUUGGCAUCUUCAAAGCGUACGCGGUCAAGCUGAAAGGCAAGGACAAAGGCGCCGUGCCGCAGCACCUCACCAAGCGCGAGUGGUCGCUCUUCCUCCGCGAGUACGGACUCUGGACACCGCGGCUCUCGAUCGAGCUCGCGAACGCACUCUUCCUCAACGUGCAAGAUGGCGCACUGGACGAAGCAGAGGUGUCGGCCAAUAUGCUCUACUCGGAGUUUUGCGAGGCCGUUGUCGGGCUCGCUGGCUACGCGCUGCCCGACCCGUUCAUCGACUGGCCCGUCAAGACCGCGCUCUUCAUCAAGCGCUACUUCAUCGACAAAGCAUCGGGCAAGUCGUAGCGCUGAGUGUUUAAUGGCAAGGCAGUAGUUUCGUCUGGC